GCUGCAGUAGAUGAAAGAGAUGAGUUUGGCCGUACUCCCCUCAUGAUCGCAUGCAUGCAUGGGCAAGGAAAAGUCGUUGAAUACCUCUUACGAGCUGGAGCAUGCCCUGAUUUGAAGGAUUUAGACGGAUACGCUGCAAUACAUCAUGCUACUCUAGCCUCUGGAAACGAUUUCAUCGGUCCGAACAAAGCUUCAAGCUGUCUAAGAGCACUCGCAAAAUUCAGAGCUGUAAUGAACAGGAAGACUGCAGAUGGAUAUACGGCUAUUCAUGUGGCCAUCAAAAACGAUUGCAAUGCGAUUGUAAUGGUCUUGAGAGAUCUAGGAUGUGACGUCAACAAAUUCUCGACAGACGGCUACAGUCCACUGUACUUGGCUUGUCAGAAU
Molecule: messenger RNA, 384 nt
Organism: Guillardia theta CCMP2712
Lineage: Eukaryota; Cryptophyceae; Pyrenomonadales; Geminigeraceae
Exons: 1
Molecular function (GO): protein binding
Source: RefSeq, a predicted model, not a curated record